AUGGCCUCUCAAACCCGUACCAUCAUCCCCGACAGCGCCACCCGGCGCCAGCGUGAGGAGGAGCUGGUUGCGACAGGCGUUCUGACGGAGCUCCGCAUGGUGCUGAGUAGCGACUCUAAUCCCGAGUAUGCCAUUGGCGAUAACCAGCUCUCCCUGAUGGAGAUCGCACAUGGCAGGGCGCGCGCUAAUGAUUUCGCCCAACACAUCAGCGGAUCCAACAAUCAGAUCGGCCGUCGGCUGGCGCUCAAGGCGGCUGUAUGCGUCAACGCUGCCAACGAGCAGUCAAGCGAGCAACCCUCUAUCAUCUUCAGUACAUCAAACGAGCGCCUGUCAGAGAGGCUUCGGACCGCAGUGGACCUAAAGGCGGAGGGUCUGGCCGAGGCUGGGGCGUCCCCUGGAGGGAGCGCUCGGGUCGUGGCCUUGGUUAGCUUCUACAACGGCAGUAUCAACAACACGCCUGACCAUGCCUAUGUUAGGCUCUCAGUACACGUCAUGGAUAGUGGCGCUGCGAGGGGCAAGUGGUUCGGUGUCUUGGUUGACGAUGUUGCCACCUUCAGCGCGAACGGAGAGAGUGGGGACCAUUACUACCACGAGAUCAUGAGGGGCGUUGGACAACUACAACUUGGAAAGGCUGAGGUCCGGCGGCCAGAGGGGGAGGUCAUGUCUAUCGAUCUGUUCUCGACCCCGGUAGUCAGGCUCAAGCACUUUGUUAUGCGCGACGCAGGCUUGAGCUUCGCCUUCGGCUUGGAAAAAAUCCUCAACCCCAGCACCAGCGCCGAGAAGACUCUCGAGGAAUACAUCUCUAUCUUCGCAGGGUACGCCGCUAACGCGCCGAUGGCUGCUACUCUCCCUGGGGGUGGCCCGUCCUACUUCGCACGCAACGUCCUCCGCCACCGCGGCGUCUGGGAUGUGGAUGAUGACGAGUUGAUCAGCAUGGGCGGCUGA
Molecule: messenger RNA, 945 nt
Organism: Colletotrichum aenigma
Lineage: Eukaryota; Fungi; Ascomycota; Sordariomycetes; Glomerellales; Glomerellaceae
Exons: 1
Coding region: 1-945 (314 amino acids)
Source: RefSeq, a predicted model, not a curated record